AUGCUUAAAAGCACCUGCUCAGAGUGAGAAGUCUGGUGAAAUGCCCUGAAAAGUAUCCAUCCAUCAUAACACUAUCCAGUAUCCACCACUGGGCACACAUUCGGCAGAAUACACUCCAGAGUCCUGGGAGGGGAAGCAAAGCCUCCAGCCCUCUGUUUUCGUGUCCUGUAAGUUCAGCUAUUUUUUGCUCCGAUUUUACAAUAAAAGCCUCCGACCGACCGAAGAUGCCAGGGAUUUCUGCUUCUCGUUUGCUUUGGCAGCGAAGGCUGGGAAAACCUAGGCGCCGGUUCCAAGAAGCUGUGUGUAACAUCCUUCUGGUUUUUCCAGCACCUCCUUCCGCCUUGAUGCUUUGCACCGAGUGAGUCCGGAUCUUGCUUUCAAGGCUUCAGCAGGAAGAGGAGCGGUUCAAACAAGCCCAUUUUAUUGCUGUGCUUUGCCGGCAGCCGACGCCUCUUCCAUCCCAGCCGCUGAUGCAGAAUUGAAGUCUGGGAGGGAGGGAGGCUGCGUGGAAACCCAGAGCAGCUCGGAACCAGUCUCCCUCGGGGUGCCGGGCUCCUUUUCUCAGGCAGGAAGGCGGGGCCGCUUCUUGGGGAGCAGAAACCGGUGCUGCCCGUGGUCACUCCUCCCCACUCACUCCCCUUUCCCCUCCUCCUCGCCGCACUGCAAGGGGGUGGCCCUUGGAAACACCUCGGUUUAACCUAGACGCUAUAAAUACAGAGCAAGGCGACAGGCUGCAGCGAGGAGAACCGGAUUGUCGUCCCUAUUUGCAACCCACGUUCCCCCUCUCUCGUGCGCGCGCCUGCCUGCCUGCCUGAGGAGAAACCUGUGGAGCCAUAUUAUUGAUACUGUGAGGGAGAGAGCCAGCCUCCUCGAGAGGAAAGGAAAGGAGCAGAAGGACUUCCAUCGUGCCUUUCUUUUUGAGAAGCGAGGCAACCUGAGGCGGCCGCCUUCCUCUUCGCCUUUCCGGCCGAGCUUUCUUCCCUGGGCCUCCGCCUCUCCGCCACCGCCGCCCUCGAGAUGAUGCAGAUCUACGACUCGUACAGCCAGAAGCACUCCCUCUUCAACGCCAUGAACCGCUUCAUCGGGGCGGUGAACAACAUGGACCAGACGGUGAUGGUGCCCAGCCUGCUCCGCGACGUGCCCCUCCUCCUGGAGGAGCUGGACUCCGGCGGCGGCGUGGAGGAGCCCGAGGCCCCGCUGAACGGGACCAAUGGCGGGCCACAUGGCGGAGGCGGCGUGGUGGGCGCCUACUGCUCCUGCCGGGACAUGUACAGCCAUUACUUGCUGCUCAAGUCCAUCCGCAACGACAUCGAGUGGGGCGUGGUGCAAGGGGGCGCCGGCGAGGAGGCCCCCGCCCGGAAGAAGGACAAGGGGGGCGCCGUGGACAUUGGCCGGGGGGGCCCCGAGGGACACGACGAGGAGGAGGAGGAGGAGGUGGAGGAGGACCUGGAGAAGCAGUUCCACUACCACCUCAGUGGACUCCACACGGUGCUGGGCAAGCUCACCCGGAAGGCCAACGUGCUCACCAACCGAUACAAGCAAGAGAUCGGGGGCAACAGUUGGGGCCACUGAAGAGGGGAGGGGGGAUGGGGGCAUCCUCCUGCCUGCCCGGUUGCCCACUGCCUCUCCUGUUCAGGGCCAGAGAGUCAGAAGGAGGUUGGAAAGGGCUAGGGGAACGUGGGGGCCAAAAUGGAGUGUGUGUGAGAGAAUAGUUUGUGUGUAUGUGGGGGUGUUAUUUGAUGUGCAACAGGAAUUAGGCGCAAAAGAAUAUUGCCCAGUAAAGGAGGAAAGGAGGAGGUUGGGCAGGGCCAGAGUCAAAUGCCUGCAAGCCUGAGUGUCAGAUGCGUGCAUGAGAGAUUUGUGCAGAUGUGUGUGGAGAUAUUCUUCUGUGGUGUCCAAGAGGAAUUAACUGCAAAAGAAUAUUGGAGAGCCAGGCAAGGAAAAGGAGGAGUUUGAAAAAAGCUAAUGUCAAAUGUUGGCAGAAGUGAUGUAUGUGUGAGUGAUUUUGGGCGAUGUUCUCCUAUGAUCUACAAUAUUGGUUCUCAACCUGUGGGUUCCCAGAUGUUUUGGCCUUCAACUCCCAGAAAUCCUAACAGCUGGUAUACUGGCUGGAAUUUCUGGGAGUUGUAAGCCAAAACACCUGGGGACUCACAGAUUGAGAACCACUGGUCUACAAGAAGAAUUAGGUAGAGAAGAAUAUUGCAGAGUCUGGAAGUGAAAAGAAAGUUGGAAAUUGCUAGAGGGAAUGUUGGCCAAAAUGGAGUGUGUGAGAGUGAGUUUGUAUGUGAGAGUGGUUUCUGCAUGCGUGUGGAGAGAUGUUAUGCUAUGGUCUGCAAGCCAUGGAGAAGAAUAUUGCAAGGUCAAUUGUGAGUGAGUUAAAACUGAUGUGGAGUACACAGAGGAGAGACAUUUCCAUGCUGGGCACAUCCUGUGACUUUUCAUGGUUGGCAGUUGUGAAUGUUCAGGGAGGCAGGGUGAAUCAUCUCUGCCCAGGCAUUGUGGGCAUAAAUUUAGGCAGCCAAGUGUAGCGGUACCCAUUUUGGAGGGCACAGUAUGAGGUACAAGUGGCUCAGGCCAGUUACUGAAAGAGUGUGUUUGUAGUCACUUGGAAAGCAGAGUGCACAUGUGUGUGGUGGCGGCGGCAAUAGUAGUGGCAAUUGCAUCACUCCUUUUUCUGUUUUUGCACUACUUUUGUAAUAUUAAUAUAUAUGUAUAUAAAGCCCAUGGAUUCUCUUAUUUUCAUGCUCUUAGAGCUUCAGGCAUCAGAUUUUUUUAUCGGUGCGCGAAGAUGAAUUUUCAUCAAUAUUAGUUAAACUGUUUUUUAACAGGCAGGGUGAGCAAUUAUUGUUCCUCCAUAAAGGCACUUUGCUUUACAUAUCAUACAACUGGUUAAUAUGAAUCUGCAAAUCUUUGAAGAACUGUUUAUAUUCCAUUGCAGAGGAUGGAACCAGUUCACUAAUGUGUAUCCAUAUUUCAAUGGAUGGGUAAAGGGUCUCACUGUUGUACAUGCAUUGAAGAUUAUUUAAAACUUUUUUAUUCAGAUGUAGAAUAUAUUCUAAAUAAAUAAGCAAAUAUAUUGACUGAAGUUGACGUAACUGUUUUUAUACUGUGCCUCUACUUGAAUUAAAUGGUAACCUUUGCAACA
Messenger RNA from Anolis carolinensis (green anole), 3145 nucleotides. RefSeq names its product MID1 interacting protein 1 (gene mid1ip1). The record is from RefSeq and is a predicted model, not a curated record. Lineage: Eukaryota; Metazoa; Chordata; Lepidosauria; Squamata; Anolidae. Gene Ontology annotation, biological process: regulation of lipid biosynthetic process. The transcript has 2 exons. The coding region runs from base 1018 to 1572 and encodes 184 amino acids. Gene Ontology annotation, cellular component: cytosol.